Jatropha curcas is the source of this 2226-nucleotide messenger RNA. The record is from RefSeq and is a predicted model, not a curated record. NCBI's taxonomy places the organism in Eukaryota, Viridiplantae, Streptophyta, Magnoliopsida, Malpighiales, Euphorbiaceae.
CAUAAACUGACAUUUAUUUCAAAACAUGGAUUGUCAAGUUUGCUUCAGCACUUGUUCUUCCUUUUAUUAUGUUUUCUUGCAGAUAUCUGCUCAGUCAUAAACAUUGAUUUAUUAUCUUUGAUGUAAAGCUCUUAAAUAUUACUACAAACAAAAAUUUCCAAGUGUCUGGUAGACCAAUUAGGCUUAUCCAAAUUGUUAAGGACUUAUUGGAUUAUUUCAGUGAUCGCACUUGCGCUCUUUCAUCGUCUUCCUCAAGAUGGCAGCAAGUUUUGUUCUUGGAUUGUUAUGUCUUCUGUUUAUUAAUGGAGUUAAAACUGUGCCAUCACACCAAGAAGUCAAGAAUUUUCAAUCUCAAACUUUUGUAGCGCCAGAAACCCAGCCUUAUAGAACUUCCUACCACUUUCAAUCUCCGAAGAACUGGCUUAACGAUCCCAAUGGCCCAAUGUGGUAUAAGGGAUUUUAUCAUCUUUUUUACCAAUACAAUCCCCACAGUGCUCUAUUUGGUAAUGGUAUGGUAUGGGCACACUCUGUAUCAAGUGACUUGGUCAAUUGGGUUCAUCUAAAUCAUGCCCUUUACCCAUCAGAACCAUUUGACAUCACUAGUUGCUGGUCUGGUUCUGCUACGAUCCUUCCUGGGGAUAUACCUGUUAUUUUAUACACUGGUAUUGAUGCCAAUAAUACACAGGUCCAAAACUUAGCAAUACCCAAAAAUCUUUCUGACCCAUUUCUUGAAGACUGGGUAAAAUAUUCUCAAAAUCCUCUCAUGACUCCACCUGUUGGUGUUGAAGCUGACAACUUUAGAGACCCAACAACUGCUUGGUUGGGUCCUGAUGGGAAAUGGAAUGUGAUUGUUGGAAGUUGGAGCAAUAAUCAAGGAAUGGCAAUUUUGUAUCAAAGUGGAGAUUUUAUUAAUUGGAGGAAGUAUAAAGAUCCACUUUAUUCAACAGAAAGAUCUGGGAUGUGGGAGUGUCCAGAUUUCUUUCCUGUGUCUAUUAAUGGCACAAAUGGUGUUGACGCUUCAGUCCUAAAUCCAACUGUGAAGCAUGUUUUGAAGGCGAGCUUCAAUUCUCAUGACUACUACAUGAUAGGAGCUUAUGUCCCUGAGACAGAAAAAUAUAUUCCUGACUCUGAUUUAACAGGUACCGUAACAGAUUUGAGGUAUGACUAUGGAAAGUUUUAUGCUUCAAAGUCGUUCUUUGAUAGUGUCAAGAAUAGAAGGAUAUUGUGGGGCUGGGUAAAUGAGUCUGAUACCCCAGAUGAUGAUAUCAAAAAAGGAUGGUCUGGACUUCAGGCAAUUCCUAGGCAAAUAUGGCUUGAUAGAAGUGGAAACCAAUUAGUACAGUGGCCAGUGGAGGAAAUUAACAAAUUACAUGAUAAGCAAAUUAAUAUCGAAAAUAAGAUACUUGAUAAUGGAUCAACAUUCGAAAUUCAAUACAUAACUGCUUCACAGGCAGAUGUAGAGAUUGUAUUUGAAUUGCCAGAAUUAGAAGAGGCUGAGUUCUUCAACCCUACUUGGGUUGAUCCCCAAAAAAUGUGUACAGAUGCAAAUGCAGCUGUCAAAGGUAGAUUGGGGCCAUUUGGUUUGUUAGCUUUAGCAACAAAGGACUUGACAGAGCAAACUGCAAUAUUCUUUAGGAUUUUUAAAGGUCAUAAUGCAUAUGUAGUACUUAUGUGCAGUGAUCAAAGCAGGUCUUCUCUAAGAGAUGAGGUUGAUAGAACCACAUAUGGAGCUUUUGUCAACAUUAAUCCCCAACAUGAAAAGAUUUCAUUAAGAAGCUUGAUAGAUCACUCGAUAAUUGAGAGUUUUGGUGGGAAAGGUAGAACUUGUAUUACCAGCAGAGUUUAUCCCAAGUUUGCUGUUAACAAAGAUGCUCACCUGUAUGUAUUUAACAAUGGAACUCUGAGUGUCACAAUCUCAAGGUUGAAUGCUUGGGGAAUGAACAAAGCUGAGAUCGAGAAUAAAGAAAGUUUUAACGCAUUAUUUUGAAAUGUGAUGCUGCCUACAUGGCAUCAGCAGUAUAUCUCAGUCAUAAAUGUCAUGAAAGGCAAUUGAUGUAAGAUCUUCUGUGCUCCAGGGAUCUGUUGAAAAAAGAUGUGGUCAUUUGUGCUAAUCUACCCUCUAGAUCCUCUAGUAUAUUUUCAUCUUUAACCAUUCGAUGGCUUUGGGGUUUUUGUUCUUGGAGAACACCAAUGCAAUUCAAUUUAAAGUUUGUAUUUCAGCAGUAA